GGGGGGGCAUACGGGAUACUUGGGCGCCCCGGGAAUGGCUGCAGAGCAGUGGGGAUGCGGGGCUGGGUAGCUGCGGGGCGGUGAUCCGGAUCUGGUCAUGGGGCGGGAGCGGUGCGUGCCCCCUCCCCUGCCCCGCUGUCCCCAGGUUGCUGCGAAGCGCCGUGAGGAGUUUGGGACCGGCACAGCGGGACGCGGACGAGAUGAGCCGGGAUCAGGCUCUGCUCUUCCUCUUCGCGAUGCACGACCACGACCGGAGCGGGCAGCUGGACGGACUGGAGCUGCUGCAGCUGCUGGGGGCGGUGCUGACCCAGGGGGGCGAGGGGCGGCCCAGCCCCGAGGCGGUGGCCGCGCUGGUGGACCGAGCUCUGGAGCAGCGGGACCGCAGCGGGGACGGACUGCUGGACCCCCCCGAGCUGCUGCUGCCCGCCCCGGCACGGGAACCCCCGCGAGGAGACGGCGCUGCCCUCGAGGGGACGGUGGAGGGGCACGUCGGGGAGCAGGAAGGGAUGCCCGCUGUGGGGCAGGAGGCGCCGGGGGUGGACGCGGGGGAGAGCAGCCCCCCAGAGGGGCAGAGUCUGCGGGGGGACGGCGGUAUCCAGGGAAACCCCGAGGCCGGGACCCCCUUGGAAGAGAACGAGACGGCGGAACUGGAGACGGCCAUUGAGGACAGAGAGCUCCGGGUUGAGCCCCCCGAGGCGGCGGCAUCCCCCUCCUUGGAAGAACCCGGGGAGAUGUAGGCGCUGCAAGGGGCUGCAGCGGUUCCCUGCCCCACGGCUGUGGGGGCUGAGGGACCCCCACGUACCUCCCCCGCCGCAGCGGGACCGGUGGGAUGGGGGGGGGUUCGGGACGCUCGAGUUGGCGCUGUAACGCGGGUCGAGGAAUACAGCCGCUGAACCCCA
Coturnix japonica (Japanese quail) is the source of this 899-nucleotide messenger RNA. RefSeq names its product cell growth regulator with EF-hand domain 1 (gene CGREF1). The record is from RefSeq and is a predicted model, not a curated record. Lineage: Eukaryota; Metazoa; Chordata; Aves; Galliformes; Phasianidae. Gene Ontology annotation, molecular function: calcium ion binding.